AUGGCUCCGCCGGCUCCCCUCCACCCUCCCUCCCCUUCCGGAUCGACCGAACGAUUGGCUGAAGAGCUAGCCCCAACUAUUGACCAGCUCAAGAGUGUCGGUGCAGGCACCGCGAUCACUCUGUCACAGGCCCUGUCGACGACCGAAUCUCUUCUUCGCCUGCGCCACACCUUCAUAGAUGAUGCACGUCCACGCACCGCCAAGGAUGCAUUCCGGUAUCUCCAGGGCUUUCAAACCCUGCUGAAGCUGGCAGACCAGGUAGCCGAGCUAUACGAUCCGGCACAACAAUCCAAGGAGGAACGAAAAGGCCUACUGGGUAUCUUCAAAGAUGUCCUCGGUGUAUUGGCAGAGGGCCUCAAGGACCAUUUUGGCAACAAGCGAUAUUUUGCUCGGAAGAUAGAUGGGGGAGGUCUUGCCGCACUGGAACGAAUUUUGACCGCGCUGGUCAAGAAGAUAGACACGAUUAAGUGUGACGCGCAACAUCUCUAUGGCGCCAUUUUGGCUGCAGCUCUAUGCCAGGAGACAGUGUCAGGUAUUUUUGUAACACUGAGCACUAAGUUUCCCCAUGAUAAGGAACCCCCGUCUCCGAAAGAUGUCCAGCAUGCCGUGGAUCAUUGCAUUGGAUCAGCGGAGACGGUGGAAGUGCCGGAACUACUUGGUCCAUUCCUUCGUGUGUGGUUGAUGCACUCCUCUUUUUCAUCUGGAUAUGACAUACUACGCUUGGCCUUGCCUGCAUGCCUCUGUCAAUUGGCCUCGCAAUCUCGGAGGAACGUCGUAGCUUUGCAUGCCACUGAUAUGCUCACCUCAAUCCUACCCCUCUUAUUCGACGGUGGACGAUCAGACAGGGAGAAAGAAAUUUAUCAAGAUCUUGCCCAAUUUCUCAGCGUCCAGGGAAUGAGUAGCUUGGACGAUGCUGUCGCCUUAUACCGUGGAGCCCAUCGAAAUCCGCAAGUUCUUAAAGUCUUACUAUCUGCCCUCAAAUCCUCUAAGGAGCCUCCGUCAAUACAGUUCGAUAUGUCCCGCCAUGGAUACUGUUCAGUGGAGUUUGCAACACUUGCCUGGGCCCGUUUCGACGAAUUCGAUUCCAACACGCACACUACUAUCUUUGGAGCAUUCGAUGCAAGCCAAACAUGUUUCAUCCUUGCCUACCUCGAAAGGGAUACUCGUAACUUUAUUCUUCAAACUUCGAUUCGAGGUUCCCGGCCCAGUGUUCGAUUCAAGUCGGCAAAAUUCGAGCCAAAUCGCUGGUACCAUAUUUGCGUUGUUCAAAAGAGACCGAAGCCAAUGUCUUCCUCCCGUGCAUCUCUUUUCGUAGACGGAGAGUUUGUUGAACAACUGAAGAUCGAAUACCCAUCCGUUCCCAUAAGCCAUCAUUCAAGCAAGUCAUCGCGCGUGCAGGCAUUUUUUGGUACCCCUCAAGACCUGGCGAUGCGUCUCGGAAAAGGCGUGUCCACUUCCCGAUGGUCUCUUGCCAAUGGAAUGCUUUUCGAUGAGGCUUACAGCGAUGACAUGAUAGCUGUUUUCUACAACCUUGGACCUCGGUACUAUGGGAAUUUCCAGGAUUGCUUAGGAUCCUUCCAGACAUACAAGGCCUCUGCGACUCUCAACCUGCGCAAUGAACAUCUUCACCCUGGUAAAGAGGAAGCCUCAGAAAUUGUCACUGCCAUCCGCAGACGGGCGAGUACAUUGGUUCGCGAAAGCUCGAUUUUGAUCAAUGUCUCCUCUGUCGCCGUUCUUGACGACGAUGAUAGUAAUAAUGUGGACGAAUCGCAGUUGAUAAAAUCUCUGUCACGGCAGGCAGCAAAGAGUCUGCACCAGCUAACAAAGUCGGGCGGCAAUGCCGUUGCUGUCAAUGGCGCCACUCCGGCAAUCAAUGACGGCUUAACUCAGCCUCAAGGUGUCGGCAUUCUGACAGGUGAUCCUGUCGUUGCUACACCCAGGGCGAUGGAUGAUGCUAGUUGGUGUGUAGGUGGCUGCGCCGCGGUCCAUUUAAGCUUGAUCAAGGCGGCUAGCACCGCGGGAAGCACUCGGAUGGCUGUGGAGGCUCUAUACGAAGCAGUCCAAGACAACUGGAGAAACAGCGAGGCCAUGGAAAGAGAGAAUGGCUACGGAAUUCUUGCCGCCUUAUUAAGGGAGAAGCUUGGAUUCUGUAUGGGUAAUUCUCCAACAGCGUUCAAGAUCCCCGUGGUUAGCUCUGAUCCCCAGGAGCUGGCUUCCCUAAUGCUUGACCUGCUACGCUUGACUCUCGGUUUUGUUGGCUACGACUUCGAAAACCCCCAAUCGCUCCAUCAUUACAAAUCCGCUCGCCUAUCGUGUGUCAGCAAGAAGUUACUGGAAACUUUGAAGGGUGGCGAGCUGACCGAAGAAUCUCUCCAACCUUGCCUAUCGGCAUUCCGCUCAUUGAUGGAAAGCAAUCCCACUCCCGACCUUCUUCGAUCACUAGCGUUGUCCAUCACAUAUGCACUCCAUAAGCCAAAGACUUCAACAAACCUACAGAGAAAGAAGAGCCUUCGGUACUUGGCUGCAUCUCCUCGACCUGGAUCUGCAAAAUCAGAAAGCAAAUAUCUUCCUAAUGUGACUUUAAGCAUCGAAAUGCUACGGCUGUACACUUCCGUAUUGUGUAACCCACAUGACCCUACGCCAUUGAAGAAAUUCGCCAAGGCUGUCACGAACAAGUGGCUUCUUUAUCUCAUGUGCGAAGAUGAGCCUGAGAUUGUGGUACUCGCAACAAAGAUCUUGGCCCGCUUAGUCGUGGUCAUUGGCAGUGGAUACAGCAAGAAGUUCGCGGAGAAGAGUGGUGGAUACAUCAUUUUAGAACAUCGUCUAAAGAGCUGGUGGGAUAUCCCCGCAUUGUGGCCUAUCUGCUUUUCUAUCCUUUUCGGUGUUGAUCAUGCUUUGCUCAAUGUCGACGAACCAUUCCACCCGUACGAGCUUCUGAGAGCUUUAUUGGCCGAAGGCGAUUUAAAGGUCGUCUUCCCAGAUAUGCUACCAGUAAUUAUGAAUAUGUUAAAGUGCGGUGUGCGCAAUCUGACUACAACUAAUGCCCAAGAAAACGCUCAAGGCUCUUUGGAAGAGCGUGUCUCCAAACUCGACGCACCGAAAAUGAACUCUCUCAGGCUUCCUGAUGCUACUUCCCCAGACCGGAAUAUCCAUGAGUUUGCUCUUAUCAAUUCGGUUGUUCGAUUUUUAGAAACAGCACGCGCCAGAUCACCAAGCUUCCAGGAUUUCACCGCACAAUCUACUUACGUGCAGGAGCUACUUUCUGUGCUCUAUCCUGUUGUUGUUGGUGCUGAUACUGUCAGCCCCAACACAGAACUGAACUUCCGGCACAGCGGACUCAGCUUCGAUGACAGCAACCUAGUACUACGACCACGCUCGAGUACUAAUAAUGCAUCGACAGCCUUGCAGACCACCAUUGUUGACUCCUUGAGCGGCCCCGAGGAAAGCACCGGUUCUUUGAGACGUGGCUCAUCCUUUAUCUUGGUCUCUCCUGAUAAAUCCAAGUAUCAGCCCUCUUCUGCGCGGAUACGGCGGUUCAUAAACCCAACUUUUAUUGCAAGUAAAGCCGCCACUGAUCAUCCCAUUGUCAAGGUAGUCUUCAGGCUCGUUUUGGCUGUCUUCGAGGAUCAGCUUCUAGAGCGCAAAGACUUUUCCGGCCUUGGUCUCUAUCUGAAGACCCCACCGGGCUUUCUGGAACACCAGGCGUACUUCAAUUCUUGGGUUUUUGGUAGUGUGCUUUCGGCAUUGCAAGAUAUCCCUGUGGUCCGACCAGGUCUGCUUCAUGAAACCCGGACACUUACGAACCUCGGGCGCUUUGCGACACAUUUGACAGAGGCAGUAUACGAAGGCUGGUUUACCAACGGGGCAGCAUCCACUCUUGAAUUCAUUGGUACAAUUCUGGAGUAUCUCCAGCGCCCGGACAUAUCUCAAUUGAAAAGCAUUCGUUUGUGUAGCCAGGCUAUCACAACGAUUCGCUCGACUUUGUACAAAGUUAUCUUAUUCCAGUUGUCAGAAGCAGAUGAUGCCGAAACCGUGACAUUGCUAAAUCGAUUGAAUUACUGGCAGGUGGUCCUUCUCUCGGCGGCUGAAACCCAAUCAAAAAAUUUACAUCUGCUAUGCUACCUGCUCUACACCAAGCUGGUCAGCACGAAUGGUGAAGUUCGCUCAGCUGCUACCCGCUUAUGGAGAAUCAUACUAGUACAGGCGCCGAAUGAGGUCACAACACUACUUAGCCAUGGAUCAGUCUCUCUCCAGCGCCGGUUAGCUGAUGGGUUCGAUGCUCUUUCGGGAAUGGAAGACGAAGCAUUCCUGCAAUGGAUCGAUGACCAGCGUGACGAUCUGGAUGCCCUGUUCUUCGGUGUAUUUUCUCGAUCAUGGGAUGUUUUCAUCCACGAGGAGAAUGCAAGCACCGAGGAGUCCGUCAAGUCUCGAAUAUCUAAACGUAAAGAGAAACUCAGACAAUGGGCUCAGAUCGAUAAAUUUGACGAAGACAUGACGCGAAAGCACGAGGCGACUUUGCCGCAUUGGAUCUCGAACAUCGCAGCGUCCGAGUUUUUGAAGUCUCAAAGAUUCUUGCAGGAUCUUCAGGAUAGCUCUACCUUCAUGUGGUCAGCUUUCUCCGACUUACUGCUUGACUUGCGACGACCAGGUGGUCUCCUCGCAGAAGAAAAGGAGAGGAGGUGGUGGCUAGACCAGACUGAAGGUCGCAGCCGUAUGCGACUACGUCUGGUUCCAGAUGAGUCGGGUGAUCGACAAGACUAUCAGCCCAAGCGUAAGGCCUCCGAGCCCCCGGGAAUCAAAAUCGACACUCGGAUACGUGCACUCUCGGAGGGUGAGACUCUGACAGCGCCUCAACCUCUCACAGGGGAACUGGAGAAUGUGGGAAGCGAAUCGCCGAACGGCGAUGCCGACAACCGGAGUCUUAUGGAAGAUAACUUUGAGAUGAUUGACGACCCCAAAAUUGAGCUCGAAGACUAUGAAGAUAGAAACCGGAAGGUGAUGCGGUCUCUUCAACGUGGCGAUCAAGUUCAAAGCGUGUGUAACCUCUCUCGGAUCAUUGGUCUAGAAGCAGUGGAGGGUAUUUCAAUUCUUGGCAAGGACUGCAUCUAUAUCCUUGACAAUUUCUUCCAAAGAGCAGAUGGCGAGAUCGUGAACGUCUGGCAAGCCCCCAAUGAGGAACGAGAUCCCUAUGUGCGCAUGAUUUCUGGUCGCGAAUCAAAUGACGCACGUUCGCAGGAGCAUGAGACAAGGAGCUGGAAAUGGUCUGACUUGGUCAGCGUUUCCAAGCGUCGCUUCCUGUUCCGCGAUGUCGCCCUCGAAAUAUUCUUCACAGAUGGCACUAGCUAUUUGUUGACAUUGCUCUCGGCACGAGCUCGAGACGACCUGUACAACCAACUAGCCAUCAAGGCACCACAGGUCACGGGAAGUGCCGGACACUCACGACCAGAAGACAUCUGGCGAUUUGAAACCCUUCGCAGUCAAGAUGAUGCACCCCAGUCCCUCGGCUCUAAAUUUGCUAGUGUCUUCGGUCACCUUCCAGCGAACCCAGCAACGCGCAAAUGGGUCAAGGGUGAAAUUUCCAACUUUCAUUAUCUAAUGUUGAUCAACACCUUUGCUGGGCGUACCUUCAACGACCUAACUCAGUACCCCGUUUUCCCGUGGGUUCUAGCAGACUACACAAGCGAGGAACUCGACCUGAACAACCCGGCCACAUUCCGGGACCUCUCGAAGCCCAUGGGUUGCCAAACGCCCGAACGAGAAAUGGGUUUCCGUGAGCGAUAUAAUGCUUUUGCGGAAAUGGGGGACGACAAUUCUCCACCUUUCCAUUAUGGAACGCAUUACUCUUCUGCCAUGAUUGUCACCUCCUACCUCAUCCGUCUGCAACCAUUUGUCAAGUCAUAUCUUUUACUCCAGGGCGGCUCCUUUGAUCAUGCCGAUCGCCUCUUUUAUUCAAUCCGCAAGACAUGGGAGUCGGCAUCCCGAGGAAACAUGACUGAUGUUCGAGAACUUACACCUGAGUUCUUCUAUCUUCCGGAAUUCCUUGUGAACUCAAACCAUUAUGAUUUUGGCCUUCUCCAAAACAUGACCACAGCCAUUGACUCGGUUGAGUUGCCACCUUGGGCCAAAGGCGAUCCCAAGAUCUUCAUUGCGAAGCAUCGGGAGGCGCUGGAGAGUCCAUAUGUUUCCGAGAACCUGCAUCACUGGAUUGAUCUUGUCUUUGGCAGCAAGCAAAAGGGCGAGGCGGCUGUCGAGGCCGUCAAUGUCUUCCACCACCUCUCAUAUAAAGGUGCUAAAGACUUAGAUGCCAUUGAUGACCCAAUGGAGCGAUUAGCCACCAUCGGCAUUAUUCACAACUUUGGACAAACUCCGCAUCAAAUCUUCCAACGACCUCAUCCACAAAGAGAAGAUCAACGGCACCGCAUACCCCGGCUGGACACUCUCGCAGAAUCCCUGACCCAGAUGCCUCUGUCUCUGCUCAAUAUUGAAGAACGAGUAGCCACGCUAUCGAUGAAGCAAGACCGUUUGCUGUGUACCGCGGCUCUGAGGCUCAAUGUGCCGCCAGCUUAUGAUUAUUACAUGGAAUGGGGAUUCUUCGAUGGCAGUGUCCGCUUCUAUGCCGCCGAUACUCGCAAGCUACUGGGCCACUUUGAGCAUCUUCAUAUUGGUCAGUUAUCUCAUGCCACCUUUGCGGAUUCCCGCACCCUAGUCACAUGCGGUACGGACUGUACCAUCUCAUUAUGGACCGUCACUGCAACAUCCAAGUCUGUUGACUUGCAGCCCAUUGGUUCACUAUUUGGCCACCGAGCCCCAGUCACUGUCCUUGCCGUCUCUCGCUCGUUCAGCGCUUUAUUGUCUGCCUCCAAUGAUGGACAGAUUAUGCUAUGGGACCUGAAUCGGCGAUCAUUCGUGCGAGCCCUUCCCGCCGAUGGUGUAGUCGAUUGUGCUCGAAUCAACGAUGUUUCUGGGGACAUUAUGGUUUGUCGCGGCAACCGCUUGACAUUAUAUACCCUCAAUGGCGUAGUAUUGGUUGACCAACCAGUCUGCGAGUCGAGCGACGAUCGCGUCUUGUCCUGCGUCUUCUACGAGGGGGUGCAGAAUGAAUGGCUGGAGCGUGAACUGGUGUUGACAGGUCAUACUCGUGGCGUAGUUAACAUCUGGAGCAAGCAUAUACGCGGUGACCGCUUUGAACUAGAGUUGAUCCGACAGCUGCAUCAUACUGACAGCAGUCGCGACAAUGGUGCCAAUAUCAACGCCGGUAUCAGUUGUAUCUUGGCUCUCCCCCACGUGGUCUAUACCGGGGAUGAGACUGGCCGAGUGUAUGAAUGGAACUGCAUCCAGCGUCGCUGA
This is a messenger RNA of Penicillium coprophilum, 7347 nucleotides long. Its product is annotated as Beige/BEACH domain protein. The transcript is spliced from 7 exons. Gene Ontology annotation, molecular function: protein binding. The record is from RefSeq and is a predicted model, not a curated record. Bases 1 to 7347 code for a protein of 2448 amino acids. NCBI's taxonomy places the organism in Eukaryota, Fungi, Ascomycota, Eurotiomycetes, Eurotiales, Aspergillaceae.